UCAUGCAUCUCUGCUUAAUGCCAUCACAUGAUGAGCCCUGGGGCUCUCCAUUUAAUCACAGAGUUGGAGGGCAGCAGAUAAACAUCAUUUCCACUGCUCUGAAGAGAGUUAACCUGUGCAGGAAUUGGGGACACAAUACACACACUCACUCCCACACCAUGAAGGGUCUCUGCCUCCUCCUAGGAGUUCUGCUCCUGGCCGAAGGAGUUCUGCAUGCUGCUGCCAAACAGUUUCGAGAUGUGAUGAACCAUGGAAGAUCUUCUUCUCAUGUCAGGUCCCAUAAGAAGCUACAUGGCUGGUCUCCUGAUCAAAAUCAGUGGAAUGAAAAGCUUUAUCCUUUCUGGGAAAAAGGAGAUCCUAGAUGGAAGGACUGCUGGAGAGGAGGAAAGGUGGUGGCCAGAUUGACCUCUGACAGCCCAGCUCUAGUAGGAUCAAAUGUGACCUUUACUGUGACCCUACAUUUUCCCAGGUGCCAGAUAGAAGAUAAUGACAGCAAUAUAGUAUAUGACAGGAACUGCAGGAACGAUUCCUCAGACUUUCCUGACCAGUAUGUCUACAAUUGGACUACGUGGAUUGAUGACUGUGGCUGGGAAAACUGCACAAGCAACAAUACCCAUAAUGUGUUCCCAGAUGGGAGACCUUUCCCUCGUCAUCCUGGCUGGAGAAGGAAGAACUUUGUCUAUUUGUUUCAUACAGUUGGCCAGUACUACCAAAAAACUGGAGGCUCUUCAGCAAUUAUUUCCAUCAACACAACAAAUAUCACCCUUGGCAAACAGAUGAUGGUGGUCUCUGUUUACAGAAGAGGUCAUCGAACAUAUGUUCCAGUUGCAACAGCAAGUGGCAUCUAUGUUGUGACAGACCAGAUUCCUUUAUAUGUGAACCUGUCCCAGAAGAAUGACCGCAAUGCCUCAGACUCUGUCUUCAUUAAAGAUUCUCCUAUCACAUUUGAUGUCAAGAUCCAUGAUCCCAGUCACUACCUUAAUAAUGCUGCUAUCUCCUACAAGUGGGAUUAUGGAGAUGGCAGUGGUUCAUUUAUAUCCAACAGCCCUAUUUCAAAUCACACUUAUACACUGCAGGGAAACUUCAGCCUGAAUUUGACCGUCCAAGCUAUUAUACCUAUACCGUGUGGGCCUGCAACACCUACCCCACCACUUCCUACCUCGCCAGGGGCAACAACGCAAAAUGCAACCAGUACCACAAACAAAACUGAGUCAACCACUCCUGCUAUCACUACUAUACCACCAUAUAAUCUGGACUCUCCCAUCAGUGCUGGUGUAAUGGAAGACACUCCUGAUGGAGGCUGCCAUAUUUACAGAUAUGGACAUUAUAAAACUACUAUCUCCAUUGUAGAGGGAAUCCUUCAGGUAAACAUUAUUCAGAUGACAAGUGUCCAGAUGACAGUGGCUCAAGGUGAAAACUCCCUGGUUGACUUUGUUGUUACCUGCCAAGGGAGUCUUCCUACAGAUGCCUGUACAAUAGUCUCUGACCCCACAUGCCAGGUAUCACAGAAUGUGGUAUGUGACCCUGUUGAAGUUACUGAUCAAUGCUUACUGACCAUCAGAAGAGCCUUCAAUGAGCCUGGAACCUACUGUGUAAACAUUACAUUGGGUGAUGAUGCAAGCCAAGCCCUCACAAGUGCCCUUAUAUCUGUAAAUGGAGCUCCAGGGUCAUCUUCGAGGACAGUGGAAGGUGUCUUGAUUGCCUCGGGUUUCUUGGUGGCAUUUGUCAUCAUUGUGUCUCUCCUUCUUUACAAGAGAUACAAAGAGUACAAACCUAUUGAAAGAUGUGCAGAACAAGCGGUGAACAGGGAGGGACUGAGUGUUUACUUCAACAAUGUCAAGGCUGUUCUCUUCCCUGGGAACAAUGAGAGAGAUCCUCUGCUGAAAAGCAAACCAGGAAUUGUUUAAAUCUUUAGC
Messenger RNA from Gopherus evgoodei (Goodes thornscrub tortoise), 1916 nucleotides. RefSeq names its product glycoprotein nmb (gene GPNMB). NCBI's taxonomy places the organism in Eukaryota, Metazoa, Chordata, Testudines, Testudinidae. Bases 3 to 1907 code for a protein of 634 amino acids. Gene Ontology annotation, molecular function: integrin binding. The record is from RefSeq and is a predicted model, not a curated record. Gene Ontology annotation, biological process: cell adhesion. The transcript has 12 exons.